Molecule: messenger RNA, 624 nt
Organism: Diaporthe citri
Lineage: Eukaryota; Fungi; Ascomycota; Sordariomycetes; Diaporthales; Diaporthaceae
Exons: 1
Coding region: 1-624 (207 amino acids)
Source: RefSeq, a predicted model, not a curated record
AUGGCGCGCAUCUACAUCACACAGAUCCACGAGGGCUGGCUCGUCCCCACGAUUUGCACCGUCUACGGCGCUUUGGCCAUCUUCACUGCCUUCAUGAUCGCCAUGAACAUCUCAAUCUGGCGCGAAAAGGUUCUACGCAAGCUGCCAGCCACGGUCCAAGACCAUACUAUCCUCCGGGGCACAGUCACAGCUCUCUUUGUCCUCGUGCCAUCACUCCUAUGGCCAGUCAUACUGGCAAUCACCAUCUCCACCACCGCCAUCAUCUGGCUUGCCUCUGAGAUCGAAGAGUGCCGUGUGAGCCAACUCAAGCGUCGACAGACGGAGCAAAGGGCAGAUCUGGAGCGAGCCAUUUUCAACUCCCGUCACGGGGAACAUCGGCCGAACACGAACGAACAGGGCGGCCAGGCGGUCGAGAUGUCGAUGCCCAGCCCGGCCAUGGUCCAUGUCACCGAGCCUCCGCCAGUCUACACGCCAUACGCGCCCGCACACACCGUCCACCAAGGCCAGUGGCGGCGGACGCCGGACUGGUGUGCAGAGCAGCACUGUUUUCUGCUGAAUAAUGCCAGGACGCCUGACGAGUUGCUGGGAUCAUCAAGUAGAGUCAACAUGAUACCUUCUCGAUGA